ACUAUUUCUACAGCAUUUCAAGGAUUACAGAGGUGCGGCUCGGUUAAAAAAAUUCUGCAAGGCAGAAGCGUCACCUAAUCUGGCAAUUUUAGAUCAAGCAAAGCAGUGCUGUAAUCAAUUACAUGCGAGGCACAAUCAGUCAAUAAGUGGCAGGCAGUUUGCGUUUGAUCGAAUUUGAGUAGGAUUUUCUUAGUGUUUUUUCUUUUCUAGUUUUUUUUACAAUGGCAAAUUCACCAAACGACAAUGCGUUCUUGAUUAAAGACCUUAAAGCUGGAUUAAAAAAUAUUAAUUUGGUUUUCAUCGUCCUGGAAACUGGUCGUGUGUCUAAAACAAAGGACGGACACGAAGUGCGUUCCUGUAAAGUAGCUGACAGGACCGGAAGUAUCACCAUAUCAGUGUGGGACGAGGUGGGCAGCCUGAUUCAAACCGGAGACAUCAUUCGACUCACUCGAGGAUAUGCGUCUCUCUUUAAAGGCUGUCUUACGCUGUAUAUUGGAAGAACAGGAGACCUCCAGAAGAUCGGAGAGUUCUGCAUGAUUUUCUCUGAGACUCCAAAUUUCAGUGAGCCCAACCCAGAGGUGCUGGCUAAAAUAAACCAAAUAAACAACACCCAUGUAAAAACAGAGGCUCACGGCAGCAAUCCUUCUCUAGUGAAUCCCGUGCCACCUGCUGGACCUACAGUGAACGGCCAGGCUGUGUAUUCCUUUUCUGCUGGCUCCAGAGAGGGCUCUUUUGGUUCAGGUGGCCGUCAUCUGAACCGCAGCCAUUGGAACAGUGGCAGUGCUUUUUCGGCUUCAGGAGGAGGACAGGGCCCAAAACCUCCCGUCUCCGUCACCAAUGGACGCGACCCUCGCCGUGUGCUGAAGAGAUGAAGAGCAGUCUAUAUUGUACUUAUUUUUCUAUUUUUUUUUAUUCACAGCUGAACUUUUGAUUGGUGGUUGAAUAAAGUGUGUUAACAAUUCUUUGAUUUAUGGAUUGAUAAAACUUUGCUGAAUAAAGAUAUGGACGAAUAAA
Danio rerio (zebrafish) is the source of this 1014-nucleotide messenger RNA. It is a transcript of the gene nabp1b, whose product is annotated as nucleic acid binding protein 1b. Gene Ontology annotation, cellular component: nucleus; chromosome. Lineage: Eukaryota; Metazoa; Chordata; Actinopteri; Cypriniformes; Danionidae. The record is from RefSeq and is marked provisional. Gene Ontology annotation, molecular function: nucleic acid binding.